This is a messenger RNA of Protopolystoma xenopodis, 582 nucleotides long. NCBI's taxonomy places the organism in Eukaryota, Metazoa, Platyhelminthes, Monogenea, Polystomatidea, Polystomatidae. The record is from the annotation of a GenBank genome assembly.
AUGUCCUCUUUGGCUGAUAGCGAGUCCACUUCGUGUGAUACUACUGCUGAUUUGGAAAAGAAAGGAAUCCCUAAGGCUACUUUUAUUGAGGAUGUUGACAAAUUCUUAAAAGACAACAACUUUUCUUCCUUACAGGAAGCAGGUCAUUCAUUUGAACAGAUGUAUAUGCGAUAUAAGCAUAUAGAGCAAGCUUUCUUCCAGAGGAAACUCAGGCUUCUUCAGCAAAUUCCUAAUAUAAGGAAAACCUUGGAUGUUGUUCGCCACCUGAAACAGAAAAGUGAAGAUCUGGAUGUAAAUUUCGAGGUUUCGAGUCAGCUUUAUGCCAAAGCUCAUAUUAAAAAAGCUGAUAAAGUUGGUCUUUGGCUAGGAGCCAAUGUAAUGCUUGAGUAUACUUUGGAUGAGGCCGAAAAGAUUCUAAUCGAGAAUGAUAAUUCAGCACAAGUGUCGAUGGUCGAUGUGGAUAACGCAUUGGAUUUUUUGAAAGAUCAAUGCACUACUGUUGAAGUAAAUCUAGCACGGCUGCAUAACUUAUCGAUCAAAAUUUCCCGCCAAACUCAGGGAGCGGCGGCUUCCUUGGCCUGA